This is a messenger RNA of Microplitis demolitor, 1974 nucleotides long. RefSeq names its product armadillo repeat-containing protein 1. The record is from RefSeq and is a predicted model, not a curated record. NCBI's taxonomy places the organism in Eukaryota, Metazoa, Arthropoda, Insecta, Hymenoptera, Braconidae. The transcript has 4 exons. Bases 139 to 960 code for a protein of 273 amino acids.
AUAUACAUAUAUAUGUAUAUGUAUAAAAAAUAAAUCCAAUAUAUAAAAAAAAAAAAAACACAUUUAUUUUAUAUUAUAAUUUAUGUUUUAGUUUAAUUGUUAGUUAAUUUUAUUUAGUGUUAGACUUUUAUCAGUGAAAUGGAAGCCGAUGAUCUGACAGAUUCAGAGCAAGUAAGAGCUACAUUAGAAACUUAUAAAAAACUAGCCAAUGAUUUUACAAAUCAUGAUACUAUUUUAAAGGAUAAAACAGUCCUGUCAUAUCUAGCUUAUGUACUCGAAUCACCUGACGUAGAAGUUGUGGAAAUCGCUCUUGAUAUUCUUGAAGUAUUCACUAAAAAUGUUGAAAAUUAUGUUCACUUGACAUCAACAUUUGGCAUUCGUGAAGCCCUUGAAUCAGUUAUCAAUAAAUAUUGUAUAGAUGAUCCCCAUAUAGCUAAAUAUGCACAAAGUGUUAAAGAUGAUAUUGAACGGAUGAAACCACCGAUUUAUAAUUUAAGAAGUCGUUGCCGACGAGUUAUUGAACCAAAGAAAUUAAAGACACAUGUUAUUGUUCUACAUGUCAGUGGCCUGUUACCUGAAACUAGAACAGAUUUAGAAGCAACAUUAGUUAGAGUUGAAGGUCUGAUAUCAUUAGUUGUUGAUGUUGAACAUCAACGUGUUACCAUGAGAACUUUGGCAAAUGUAACAGCUAAAUGUAUUGCCGAAGCUAUUAGAGAUAAUACUAAAAAUAUGGAAGCUAGAUUAGUUACCAGGAAUAAAUUCAAUCAAGAAUUUCUUGUUAAAUUGCUAUCUGUUGAUAAUGGAGACUGUGAAGACUUGCCGGAAUAUUUACCUGAGGAAGAAGAAGAAGAUCAUAACCAGAAAGACGGUAUUGUUUCAUUAUUUUCUGGCUUGAAACAAAGUGCUUCGACAAUAUAUAAGUCAACAACUGAAUUUCUGCACAGUUCAUUUUACUGGUGAAUCUCUUUGCCUCUCUCGCGUUAGAUUAAUUACUAUUAGGAUCAUUAAUAAUUAAUUAAUAAAUAAUAGAUGUUAUUUAUUAAUUAAUUAAUUAUAAUAGGACCAUUAAUUUCCUCAUUUUUAUUUUCAUUAUCAUCAAUUUCAUGUAUAUAUUAAUAAUCUCUAUUUCUUCUUUGGAAAAUUUUAAGGAAAAGAAAAUCUCAAUUAACUAUUAAUUAUAAAUUAGAUUUGAUAUAAUAUAUGUUAAUGAAUAUAAAUUUUCGUAAAUUUAUUUUUGAUUAUUGGUAAAAAAAAUAAUUAUCAAUCAUUGGGUUUUUAUAUUUUUCUCGUCCCUCGAGAAGUGCAAGACUUUUUUAGUCUUAUUGAUAAAAAAUUAAUUGUAAAUUUAACUCAUCAAGUUUAGAAAUUUCUUCUUUUAAAACAGUAUUAAAUGUUUUGAGAUAAUUGUUGUAAUUGUAAUUGUUGUAAUCUCAUUAAUUUUUAAUAUUUCAUUCUUUUUUAUUAAUUUACCAGUGAUUUUAAGUGUCGUUCUGGUUUGACCGGCCUAAACUUAUGAAAAUUUUUGAAAUCUCGUAAACUAUUUGAAGUAAUUAAUUUUAAAAAUAAAAAUAUAUAUAUACAUAUAUAAAAGUUAUAAAUAUAUGCUUUUAAAAACUCCCAUUACUCAGUCAUUUCGCAUCAAUUAAAAAAAUAUUUUUAAAAAACGCGCGUUAAAUUUAAAAAUUCUUACGAUGAAUAAAAAAAGUUUUCGAUUCUCUAUUGGAAUCAAAUAAUCGUUGAUUUCUUGAUAAAAAUUUGGUAAUAGAUUUUUGAAUAUCCACUUUGAAAGUAAAUAAAAAAAAAAUUCAAACCAGAUUGACUCAGUUGCCAUUUUGAAUUAAAAUUUUUACUAAAAAAUUUAUUAUCAAAAGAUGAAACUAGAAAAUUUUUAAUUCAUGUAAAUAUAUGUUCAAUAAUAGAAUCAUCAUUUAAUCAUUUAAUUAAUGAAUCAUUACAAAGGCUGUGUAAAAUUAA